UUUGUGUGAAUUUCAAUACCUUUUUAUUAGUUUUAAGGAAAAGCUACAACAUAAAAAAUAACUUUUGCAUUAUUAAGCACAUGUGUGGAACAUUAUGUUGACCUCAAGUCUAUAAGAAAAUUUUACCUUUGUGUCAAGCGGUUAAAGAAAAAUUUGGUGUUAAACAGUAAAAAAUGAAGAAGUAAUAUUUGUUUUCUAUAAUUGACGAGGUUUGCUUUAUUUCCUCUAGUCUUACCCCACUCCGAUCCAUUUUCUACACAGAUGCUAGAGUCACUUUAUAAAACACAAGCCUAAUCACAUUUAUUCCUACACUUGAAAACCUCAAGACCUCCUCGACUCCAUCCACUUUAAUGAUACAGUUCAAACAUCUUAGUUCAAACUAUCCACCCCAGCCAACCCUUUUACCAUACAAAACUACUUCCUGUCUUCAAAAGGCUCCUUGGGCCCUCUUACUUCCAUGCCUUUACCAGGGCUGUUCUUACUACCUAGAGUGCCUUUCUUUCAUUUCUGUGGCUAAAGUUACUAAAUUCUUGUACUUCCAGAAACAGCUCAGAAGUUGCAUGUCUCCCUGUGCCCCAGGCUGAGAGGCCACCUGCAGAAGCUCCCCGUCAUGUGCUCCCAUUAGCAUUUGGUGCAUAUCCCCAUGUAGACAUGGCUUAAGGAGCAAACCUGGGAGCACUUACCUGAUCCCUGUUCUGUGAUGGGCAUGUGAAUUUCCUCAGACUCCUGGAAAUGUCCUAAGGAGGAGGAUAUUACAUUUAUUAGAACGCCAAAGAAGACUAAGGUGUGCGGAUGGGAAGAAUUGAUUGAAAAGCAAGUAGAGUUGAAGAGUGAAAAUCUCCAGGAAGUAAAUUCCAAUUCCAAGAUGGUCCUAGCCCCAGACUACCUUCUCAGGUGUAUGAAUCUGGGUACCUGUGGCACUUCCGUGUUACCAGAGGGAGUGUCCAUAUUUGGCGUCAGAGCUGAAUGACUGGGGGCAAUAGAGAAGCUGCACCUGGCAGUCUUAAAUCAUUCCCCACAUGACACUCAGCCACUCCUCCAAAGUAAGGUUUAAGGGAUUAACCCUUUUUGAGCCACUAGCUAAAGAAUUUGUGUUUUCAGCUUGUCUAGGAGGCUGUCUCUGUCAGUCUUGCCUUUAGUUUGGCACUUACCAUGCUUUGUUUUCUCAAGUAAUCGGCUUAUGUGUUCCAUCAUUGUGUGGACUAUAUAUUAAUCUCUUUGUAUCCUCAGCACCAAGCAGAGUGCUGGACACAUACCAGACAUUAAGAAGUUGGCCAAAUUAAGAAGUCUGUCCAAUUAGUCCAGUUAAUUAAGUCACUGUUAAAUGGUGUCUUCAUAAAUUUGCUAAAAUCUUAAAUCCAUGGUCAGGCUGCAGGUGUGGCAUCAAACAAAUUCCAGGCCUAGAGAAAUAAAUUUAUGUAAUUCCUUAGUAAUCAAUAAAUAAUAUUUGUGCAUGUAUUAAUAGCCCUUCAGUAUGACUCUAUUUCACUCUACUGAGAAGAAUAAAGCAGAUCUAAAAUUUGCUGAUGUUUUUCCUUUUGCCUAAAGAGAGGCAUAUGCUGAAGUAUAUCUGGCCCAGAUGUUUCACAGCAUAAAUACCUAUAGAAUGCAAAACUCUCCAUUUACAUCUAUGACUUCACAUCGCUCCCGGUGAGGUUAGUUUCUUAGGCUGUCCUGUUACACAAACCCUGUAGUAUUAGGCAAUAUUCACUUUCUAUUCAAAAUAAGUAAUGCUGAAAAUACUUUAUUUGUGGCACACUGGAAAUGGAUGGAAAGAGUCUAGGAAGGAAUCAGUCUUAAAAUCUAAAAUGUUAGCUCUGGAAAGAACUCAGCAGAGUAUCAUCAGCAUCACUCUUAUUUUAUACCAUUUUUCUGAGGCCCAGAGGAGUGAGAUGCCCUGACAAAGCUUACACUGCUGCUUUGUGGUCCAGCCUGGAGAAGAAUCUAGCUGCCUCAGCUUCCACACUAGUUCCAUUCUACAUAAUCAUGUCUCUGGCUUCUGCCUUUCUGCUCCCACAUCAGAACUGCAAGUAACAGACAGCAGGAUUUAUGUGAAGAGGAGAAUAGGGAGCUGAAGGGUGGCUGAGAAUUUGCUGUCCAGUGUAUGGGCAAGAUGCCAACAGAAGAUGACCUUACAGGUCCAGAAAUAAGUUUUGGCUACAAACGAAUACUUGAGGUGUCACUAACAUAAUUCAAGGAUGCUGAAAAUUGUCAUAAUUGAUAAUUCCAGAAUUUUUUGGAUUGAGCUAAGUAUGUUCCUGUAAGGUUGCAUUUAGGAUGGGUUCUUUCUGUUGACUUCCUUCUUUGUCUGUUUGCCUCUUGCACAUCUUCCUGUUGUGAGGGUUUAGCGACUUUUCAAAUUAGAUUUUCCCCCAGCUGGUUUGGUGCCAGGUUGAUAGCUCUAGAAACAGAAGUUCUCUAUUUUCUGGCUACGAGUCCAAAGAGCUUAGUUCAGGGUAUUGGCUCUUGAACUUCAAAGUCUCGAGUGGCUUAGAUUCUGGCAAACUCAGAAAUCUCUGUUACCUUUAUUCAUUAGCCAGCCAGAUAGCAUUCAAUUCACUCAUUGCUUUUCCAGUCAAUUUUGUGGCAGAGAUCACAGCCACAGUGAGUGAUGCAGGACUGCAUCUAUCAGGGACUGAGAUGACAGAGAUUUCAAGGCAUUUGGAUUCUUUACUCUAUAAAGGUAGUGAUUUUGAGAAAGAAGAAAACCUUAAUAAUAUUUGAAAAUAGGAAGCAAUAGGCCUCAUUUAGAACAGAUUGUGAAUUAAUUAUAUCAUGGAACAGAGAUCCCUGUAUUCACAGUUGCUAUUUAAGGAAUUAUAUCAUACCAAAUGGUAUGAUAAUGGAUGGACCCAUAAUAAAAAGAGUAAUGUAGGAUUGCAGUUUGGUUAAGAAUCAGCAAGGGAAUUUUAAUCAAAAUAUUUAAAAUAUAAUGAGAGAGAUAGAGAAAGGGAGAGAAAUUGAGAGAGGCACACAUACAAUGCACAUAGACUUUUAGAGAUAGUAGACAAAAUAAUGAGGUCAUGAAGAAAGAAGAGUGGACCAGAGAUGGUGUUAAGAGCUGCUACGUGACCAUAGAACAGCUAUAAGAACACAUAGAUGAGUAUUUGUCUGAGUUUGGGUUGAGGAUGGCCUUCCUUUAGCAUAGCAUCUAUGGUGGGAACUACUGCUAGGUUUGAAUGUCUAAAUGUUAAAAAUAUUUCUUGUAAGUAACAAAAAGAUCAUAACAAAAUUAAAACACAAGUGGAAAACUACAAAAACACUAGCAACUCAUAUGACAAUGGAUUAAAACCCUUAGUUAAAAAGAGCUGUUAUGAAUUAAUAAGAUAAAUAAAACUCUAAUACAAAGAAGAAAUACAAAGAAAACUCUAAUACAAAGCAGUUUAUUAGAAGAAUUACAAAUGGCCACAGGAAAAAUGGAGUUUUAUAAGUUACCAAAUAAAUGCCCAAUACAUUUCUUUUUCUGAUCAACUUGGCCAAAAAUGAAUUUAAAUUAAUGAUAUGCCUGGUUUUGUCAAUGAUUCAGUAAUAGGGACAUAUUAACAUACUGCUGAGGAGCAUGUAAAAUGGUACACCAUUUCUGGAUAGGAAUUUGGAAAUACCUAUCAAGAACCUGAAAAAAUAUUCAUGACUUAUGAACCAAUUAUUCUCAUCCUAAAUUGUAUCUUAAGGAAAUAAUCAAAGAUAUAUACAAAAAUGUAUGAUCAAGUAUAUCCAUAAUAGAAUUAUUUAUAACAAUAAAAGUGGAACCAGUUUGAUUAUUUUGCAGUGAAUAAAAUAACACAAUAGAAUCUAACCAUUUAAUUUCAUAUUUUUUCAGAAUAUUCAAUGACGUGGAGAUCAAUUCAUGGUGUGAUAAUCGUAUUAAGCUAUAUAUAAAAUAUGAUUCCUGAAAUGUUUGAUGAAAUUUCCAAAAUCGCAUCCAUAAUUAUUUAUGAGUAAUAGAAUUACAGGCACUUUUUAUUUAUUUUUUUAUACUUUCAUGACUUAAAGUUGUUUCCUUAUAAUCAGGGACAAGCAAUACAUAUAUUUUUCCCAGCUCUAUUACAUACAAAAAAAUGACUAAUUUUGCGUGUGUAGUUUGAUGAAUGCCAGCAAUUAUAUACAGUUGAGUAACUGCCCUUACAUUCAAGAUAGAGGACAUUUCCAUCACCCUAAAAUGUUCCUCAUGCCCCUUUGCAGUCAGUUCCAUCCCCUAAACAAUGUCUGGCAACCACUGCUCUGUUUUCUGUCGCUAUUGUUUUGUCCUCUCUAGGAUUUCGUAUGUGAUUUUGAGAUUCAGCUGUGCUACAGUGUAGGCUGCUGUUUAGUUCUAAAGAUUAUAUUUUCAAAGAAUGCUCGGUACACAGUUCACUCCAAGAUUUAACCUCAGGAAGAGGCCAUGGGGCAUAAUGAAAAGAAUGAGAUUUGGGGGCUGGAGAUCUUGGAUGAGUCAUCUACGUUUUCUGAUUCUCCGUUUGUUCCUCUGUAAAACAAGGUUGAUAAUAACAACUUCCUUACCCAGACUUCAGCAUCGUUAUGGUUAACAAAUCAGAAUAUGCUUGUUAAACCAUUCUCUGAGGCAUGAGCAUGAGUUUCUGUUCUAAUUAUUGUGAGUGUGAUUAUUAUUGCUGGAGUGUAGGUCAGUAUUCCUCUCCCUUCCAAAGAUUUGCCUUUCUAUAAAAUAGAGACUUGCCUUCAUAAAGGCAUAUUAUGACAUUAAGUUAAGCACUUAAUGAAUGGCAAUCAUGGGAGAUGUUUGAAAAUGGGCCCGGCUGUCACAAGUGGUAAAUAAUUGAGUUCUCCAGCAUGAAUGAUUUUCAGAUUCAAGUUAUGGUAUUCAUACUUUUCCCUUUUCUUCUUCAGCUUUUCUUUUCCAAAUCCUUCUGUGUUUAAGAGCUUUGUCUCUACUAGCAGAUUAGAGUAUGAGAAUGUCCUUUUAUUAAUUUUUUGAUAUCUAAAUAAGUAAUUCUUAGACUUUUCAAGGCAAUGGAGUUAAGAUUUGGGGAAAUAAAAAGGCCUUGAAAAACCAAUAAUUUUCAAACCAGUUUGCAGAUAAGCACUAGGCACCACGAGAUAACUUUAAAUGACUUGAAAGAAAUGAUUCAACGAAUGUUACUAGGUUAUUCAUUCAUCAUUUAUUCAUUAUACAGUCACCACAUUUUGAUAGCAUUUCCAUCAUGUUCUAGACAUUCUGUAGGACCUGAGAUACAGUUGAUAAUUGCUUUAACAGAAAUUGCAGUCGAGUUGGAGAUGAGGAGCAAAAAUAAAUAAACCAACCAAUUAAAUAGUCACAAAUUCUGAUAAGUGUAAAAAGAAUUCAAACAAAGAGCUGCAUUGGGUAAGGCCUAGAAAACUUGAGAAAAGACUCUGUAGGGAGAGUACACUCGAGUGAGACCUGAAGCGUAGGGAGCUCAUCUUGUGAAGAGCUGGAGGAAGGAGCAUUAGGAGAAGCAGGAACAUUGUAUGUAAGUGCCCUGUGACAGGAAAUAUAGGAACUAAAACAAAUCAAUGUGGCUGAAGCAUGAGGAGUGAGGAAAGGUCUCCAGUUGAAGCUGGAGAGUUAGGUAUGGUCAAAUCAGUCACAACCUUACAGACCAAGACGAGGAGUGUGGGUUUUGUUCUAACUCUAUGGGGAGAACUGGAUGGUUUUACUCAUGGAGGUGACUUGAUCUGUUUUACUCCUGGGUGUUUUCAUAAAAUUGAACUGAUAACCCUCUUAUGAUCUGUAGCCAACUUGCAGUUUACUUGCAAAGAAUUUAAUUAAGAUGCAAGGAAAAAAAUACACACAGUAGUGCUUUAUCUACCUAUUUUCUAAAAGAAUAAUUUCUCACGAUUUUUUUCUUUGGGAUAAUUUCAGGUACUACAGAACAUUAUGGUUCUUUCCUCUAUUAUCACGUCUCUACUUCUUUACUGGGGCAGGCUUCCAGGGACAGCUGGGGGGUCCCAUGCAGUCAACCAGAUACCCCACGCCAGCACAUGUAUCGUUUACGCUCCUGUGGGUGGCUUUGGCUAGAUUUAGAAUAACAGCAGUCAGAAACUGAUUAAUUAGCCAAUUUAGAAGCUAUUGUAAAUCAAAUUCUUCUUUGGUGCCUUAAUUUGCUAGCUUAAUAGCUUCAGGUCAGUAGUAGAGUUUUGAUAAUAUUUUGUUUUCUCUCCAAAUGCUUUGAACAUUUCAUAUGAAGGUCAAGUAACCUUGAAUAAUCAUCAUAAUUUUAUUUAUAUGGCUACCCAGAUACCUUUGGUACUUACUUACUAUGAUGGUUAUCAGGUUUGCUGGGGAAGUGUGUCUUUUGUGUGACUGAAACCUCCUGUUACCUUAUUAAAUAUCUAGAAUAUUGUCUGUCAGUCAUGAAGAAUAAUUGAUCAUGGGUUAUGAGACAUCUAACUAGAGUAUCUGAAACUAAUUCAGUUGCCUUAAAAAUAGAUUUUACUUUCAUUUAUAUAUGAUAAAACAUUAAACAAUACAUCAUGAGUUUAUAUUUGAAUUAAAACUAUGAGUCUGAAACUUACUGUAUGAACUUGGGCAAGCAUUUAACCUUUCUCUGCCUCCUCUAGAGAAUGUAAGUAGGGAUAAAAGUAGGAUAGUAGUAAGAAUUAAAUAAGUUCAUAUUUAUAUAAAGAGCUUACGCCACAUUUGCAAGAAUCAUGUGAGUCCUUCAGAAACUUUCAUUUUUCCGCUUAAGAAAUACUAUGUCCCAGGCAUUGUGUUAGAUAUAACACACACACACACAUGCACACACACAUACAUACAUACAUAUAUAUAUAUAUAUCUCAAAUGAGUAAGGACAGAUCCCUGUCUCACCAGAGAGGCCUGAGCUUCCUGCCCGGGACAAGCUGCCCCAGCCAGAUGGAACUGGAGAGCUGGGAAUGGAUGUGGAAGCCAGCAGCCAAAGCAUAAGAAACCCAGGCCUCUAGUCCUUCUGUGCUCUGCAGGAUUCUCAUGUUAAGGUUAGAUACACUGAGUUACUUUUCCUCUUUUCAGAUCAUGUCAGUGAUCAAAUACUACCUUCCUUUUGGAAUGCGACAGGAAAUUUGUGUAGAUCUUUUUCUUUCUUUAAGUUGGUAGCAGCAUAUUGUAGUGGGUAAGAAAACAGGUUAUAGAAUCAGAUGCAGACAUUACAGAAUCAGACAGACCUGGAUUCAAGUCCGUUUACCAUCCAUGUGGCCUGCAAGUUUCUUAACCUCCCUGAGUCUAUGGUUCCCUGAGACUAUUUUCUCAUCUGUAAUAUGAGGAUAGUAAUGCUGUAAAUUUCUUAGCUUUGUUGUGAGAACUAAAUGAGCUAUGCUCUUAAAAGGCUUAGCACACUUUAGUACAUAGUAAAUGCUCAAAGUUAACAAUCAUCAUCUUAACAUUAUCGUAAUUAGUCACCAUGUUUAUUUUAAAAAUGAGGAUUCAUAAAAAUUCUAUAAAUUGCCCAGUGACUUAAUGUGGAUGCAAACCCAGUUCUCCUUGAUUUCAAAAUCCUCGCUGUUUGCAUUGAUUUUAUGCCUCCUCUUGAGAAAAACAAAACAAAAACUAGACCAACACCUCUUAAAAACUAAAAUCAUGUAAUACUACUAUUCAUAAAAACAAAAAUGAAAGGCUCAUGGUUGUUAAAAAUAUGAUAUUGGAAUAAACAUCCCAAUGAUACAUUUUACAGAAGGCUGAUAAAAAUAGAAAGCAAGUACAGUUUUCAUUAGCUUCCUUCAUUAAAAUCCUCUACCACUCAGAGCUACUGCUUUGAGGAUUUUCCAGAUCACAGCUUGUCUCUGUUUCCCAGGUGAGCAGAACUUAUGGUUCAACCUAGGGCUAGCCGUAGUGUCAGAAGCCCAGAUGCGCAAGGCGGGGUGUGCAGCUGGGGCCAGCUCUCUGCUCUUGUGGGUCAGAGUCAGAUGGUGCUUGAGGAGGUGUGCGCGAGGCUUGAGGUUGAGCUUCUAUCUUAUUUGAGCAUCCCUUGGCCGAAAGAUCUGGCUUACGCAGCAGUGUUAGCAAGGAAAUGCUGAGCUUCCUUCUAAUUCACACAAUUUAUUCCAGCAGUAGUUGGAGAUUCACAGCUUAAAUCCCCUUCUCAAAGGUAUUCAUUCAUGAGUUCUUUACCAAGUUGGUCAGACUUAAGGUUUUCAUAAUGGAAUAUUAUCUAAAAUAUCUGUCUUCUGUGUGUGUGUGUGCACGUGUGUGUGAUGUCUAGGUUCAGAAUAGAGAACAUCUACAAUAAUGAAUAGCAAUGCAGAUAUUAGACAAAUGCAAAUACUAAGUGGUUUAGAAAUGCACAUCUCAGAUUCCUAUAUUUUUUAACAAGCCUCCAUGGACUCAUUAAAAUUUCAGAAUCAUACUAAAAACAUCAUCCCCUUUUGGAAUGAAAGUUUUAGGGUUUCAGAGCUUGAGUGAGGAUGUAUUUUAGCUCUUGGUUGUUGAGUAUUUGCGAUACAUUUGUGUGUGUGUGUGUGUGUAUGUUGGGUUUCUACUUUUGGUGAGACAGAAGCUGCUCGUACACCUGAGAGUUUUCCAAAGUGAACCAUUUCAUGGAUUAAAGUUUUUCACUCUGUUAGUGGAAUAUGUGAUCCUCUCUCAGCUGCAGAGAGGAAAGCAGGACAGAAAGCCAUGUGUGGUUCUCUUCUCCCAUGUUCUCUGCGGCUUACCUGCUUACUGGAGGAAGCAAAGGAGGAAAUGCAGGUGUUUUGUUUUGCUUUGCUUUUCCUAGAGCAGCAGCUUUGGAAAUAGCAGCACAUAUGACUUCAUAUUGGAAAUGAUAAACUACUACUGUUUUUUGAGCUCUUAACUCAUGUUGGUUCCUCUUCGAAGGGCUCUGUUCAUAUUAGCAAAUUAAUUUCUCAAUAUUCCUUUGACAUAGGUAGUGUUAUUAGCCCCAAUUUGUAGAUGAAGAAACCAAAGCGUGAUGAGGUUAAGAAACUUCCCAAAGCGACAUAAAAUGGAAAAGGUGGGGUUUAAAUCCAGGCCAUUGGGUCCCAGCACUAUGCCAGUGGUAUUGGUGAAAGACAGAACAAUCCUCAUCAUCAUCAUAUUUAAAUGUGUUAUUAUAUCAGCACUGUACUAAUUGCUUUCAAUUAUCACGAAAACCUGGAGGUGGAAACUGUUGUAGAUCCCAUUUAACAACAUGAGCUAAGGCUCUGAGAGGUUGCGUAACUGGCCCAGGGCUACCCAGCAAGCAUGAGGUGGGAUUUGAGUUUGAGUUGAGUCUAUCUGACUACUAAGCUAGCAGAUGCAGACAGCAUGAAUGAAGCACAGGAUGUCCGAUCCCUGCCCAUUUCUUGCUACAAGCAUGAGCUUCCCAGCAGCCAAAGCUUAUCACUACCUCCCUUAUGAGAGAUCCAAAAAAAGGAAAUUACAACAUUCAGGCUUCAGGUAGGAUGGAGGUCACUUCGCAGCAGAGGUUCUAUUUGGCACAUUCACUUUGAGUGCAUGAGUGUGUGUGUGGUCAGCUGUUACUUAAACUGUAUGUUGAGGGAACUAAUUAAUUAAUGAAGAAAACCAUUAAAAGAAGCUAAAUUAUUAGUGAGUCUCCCCUCAGAGCUCCCUAAAGGAUCUUUACGGGAUGUAAUUCAAAGGAUUUAAGAGGAUUAGACACUACUACAUUUAAAGUGCCCCUAGAACAUAAUAUUGGCUGUAGCCCCAAAGAGGGUUUUUAAAUAACUCUACUCCACAGUGUGCAGAAGGAUUGAAGGUCCAAGAUGUCCAGUGGGAGGAGGUGGUUUGAGUGGAGCUGGUUGCCCGUCUUUAUACAUUUGGAGAACCAUUCUCUGGAAGAGAAACUUAACUUGGAGGUUACAGGGAGGUGCAAUUCUCCUCAGUCUUAGGAAGAACUUUCUGUCAACUAGAGCUGUCCACCCAUGGAAUGGGCUGCCUCAGACACUCACCUGCUCCCUCUCACUGCAGGUGUUCGUGCAGAGGGGGGACAGGAGUCAAGGAAGCCAGUGGCAAGACCCCAAUAUUGGGGGUUGGGGUGGGGAAUGGAGUAGACAAUGAAGUCUGAGAUUUUUUCAUUAUACACAGAAUAAGUGCUGUUUAAGCUGCUUAACAAAGUUAUUUCGAUAGAUUUUAAUGUAUUUUAGAAUCUAUUAUCUAUAAAAGAUGCCCAAAAGUGAAAAUAUCUUUAAAUGAAUAAAAAAAGUUAUUUUAUCUAUUUCAAAAACAUAUAUUUGGAAAUAAUUCAGAACUGUUCUGUAGGUCAAUGGAAUCUAUAAAGAGAUUUAAUAUUUUGGAAAAUAUUGUGGAAACAUCUAAAAAUUCCUAAAAAUGUUGCAGCUGUAUUUGACUUCGGUUAAAGGAAAGAAACAGGAAAAGCGUGGGUUUUUUUUGACAAAAAUGAUAAAUCGGCCUAGAGUUCACAAUACAAAUUUUCUGAUAGAAAUGGUGAAUUAUCAAACAUAACAAAGCUAAUAACUGAGUAAAUCAUAGAGCAGGAUGUUAAUAUUGAGAUAAUAAAAUAUUGAGGCAAACGAAGUUCUCUACAGAGGCUUGCCAUUGGGCUAGUCCUGCUAUUUCCCUUGGGUGCCUGAAUAUCAUCCUUCUCCACUAUGUACCUUGCACUCAUCUCUUAGAGCCUGAAAAUGCCCAUUCAAUUAAUAUCCAGGUACCUAGGAAUUUCGAUGUUAAAAUAACAGACUGUGAAAAGUUACAUUGGAGUAUUUUUUGAGUGUUGUGUAUAGAAAACGCCUUUUAGCAGGUGGCUUUGGAACACUCUGAACUACCUGGUCACUGUGUCAUUUCCUUUCUGUUUUCCUAGGUCUCAUAGAUCAGCCCCUUUUAUAUCUAAGGGGUAUAAAAGAGAACUCUGAGGUACUCUGAGAACGGGUGCGAUGCUACAUUGAGGCCGCCAUGAUUUUUUUAAAGAGAGGGAACGUGUUUUGUAAAAGGAAAGAAUGAGGAAUGUCUGUCCUGGUCUCAUUGUCAGCAUUGAGACAGCUCAAAUCUUAUCAUGAUUCUUAAAAUUAGCAUCAUUUGCACAGGAAAUAAAAAGUGAAGAUGAUCAGUGGGAAGUGGGCUUAUGUUGCAGGGGAGAGAAUUCGUUUGUUCAAAGGCAGGCUUCGGAGUACGGAGAUUAGAUGUGCUUGGUUUGCGUUUUCAGGAUACUGAAAGCUGAUAGGGUCACGUCGGACUUUUAAGCCGCUAGAGUUUGUUCUGUAGAUUUGUAAACAUCCACAUUCAUAAAAUUUGUAAACAAGCCUUUUGGAUGGAUGAGAUGCUAACUUCUGGGGCUGGUCUUGUUCCUCAAUGCUCUUUCCUCAUUAGACUCCACGGCAUCAUUCCAUGUGAAAAUUUCAUUUCUUGAAAGUGGAAGGUGCGGGUCCUGAAGAUCCUGCUUUAGAUGUUUGGAUAGCAAACAAUUCUGGCGCAAACUACCCCAACAAUGGAAGAAAAACCUCCUCUCAUCAUGCACUGUCAUCCUUCUUUGAUAUUCGCCUCUUAUGCAAUGUAGUCUCCAAAUCAAUCCUCCCGAGGUUCUGGCUUCCCUCCUCUAAUUGCCAUUAGCGAGGGCUCUGAAUUCUCCUACUUCCCCAUUCCUGAGUUCCUAGCCAUUCUCUUUGACCAAAGUUUUGCAGUAGAAAUGAAAGGGGCUCGGAGGAUCAAAGGCUGUGUGUUUUCAGAACGAUGCUGUUAUUUUUGUGGGGUCCUUAACAGUUUGGAACAGUCAGGGGCAGGGAAGAGGCAACUGCAGUGUUUCAGCAUUUUUGUGGAGCAGACUUCUCACAACCACAACGGAACCCCUUAAUAGCGUUUGUUUAAUAGCUUAGAGAGGCUGCAGCCUUGGAGCCUCAGUCAUGGCAAUGUCUUACCAUCUGACGAAUCCCACUGCAAUAGAGCAGGAGGCAACUCAUGCUGCCGUCAUACUCCCCUGCCUUUCUCUUUACCCCAUUUAUUAAAGUUAUGCUAACUCACUGAAAGCAUUCAGGUUUAAUCUGUCUUGCUUGACUUCAUUACGUCCUACUAUAAGUAGUCAGACUUGUGCAUACUUAAUGGCAAUUACAGUGGGGUCCCACCUCAACAUCAGCAUGUGCCACCAGAAGAUAAUCAUGGUAAAGGGACUUAGUAUGUGCCAGGCACUGUUCUAACUGUGACACUGAUAUUAGCUCCUUUAGUCUUCACAGCAGCCUCAGGUGUGUGGUUUUGUUUUUCUCCCUGUUGAGUAAAUUGCCCAAGGCCAGGGUCAGAACUAGAAUUUGAAUCAUGCAGCCUGAUUCCAGAGUUCAUGGUGUUAACUACUGCCUCCACAUCAUACCAAAGGAAUAAUCUGAAAGGCAUGCUAAGCAUUUCUUUUUCAAGGUCUUUUUAGCUCAGCUCUUAUGUAAGAUUAAAUUACCAGAAAACUGAGGCAGUGGCUUUAUUGUUGUGGCCCCUUAAUUAUGAAAGAAAGAGGAGAGAAGAGAACGCUUGUCUUUGCAACCUGAGACUGGUUUCAAUCCAAACUCAGGUUUUAUUAGUUAUGUGAUUUAGGUCUGCUACUCAUUUCUCUGGACCUCACUUGCUUAUUCUGUGAAAUGGGGAUAUGACCACAGCAUCUACCUCAUAGGCUUCUUGUUGACAUGAACUUAUGUAACGUAAUUAGAGUGCCAGCACAAUGCCUGACACAUACAUGUUAACUGGUUUUGUUUGAAAGCUACCUUUAAUCCUUUGUGGAAAUAAGAUGGUGACAGAAAAUGAACCAACUGUGUGCGGGGUCUAUCAAAGGGAUAUUGUUUAGUAGAAGAUAAUCAGGUGCAUGAAUUUUAUUAUAGAAGGCAAGCCAGUGGUCUGGAUUCCACCAAUGGACUGGAUUUUCUGCAAUAGUGUCGUUAGAUCUGUAACACGGGACCAUUGUGAGGGAAAUAGUGUUGGAAUGCAGUGUUCUGGGUAUUUAUUACACUCUGGGGAGGAUCCCUGUUGUCUCAAAUUCUGAACUACAGCAGGACCCCUGCGUAUCAUGUCUGCUUCAGAAUGCAUAACAGUCGUGGAGCUGGGAUUUACCAAUCUCUUUGAGUUAAUUAGGAAUGGAAAAUCAGUAUAGUCAUAGGGAGGGACAUAAAGAAGAAAAAUAAGUAUGAUGGCAGUUCUCUAAGGAUGUGGGAUUCUCCUGGGCAGCAAUCCGUCAACUGCUUUCAGUGAGGUCUGAUGCCUGGGGGGCAUAGCGGAGUUCAUGUGGGCUUUGUGACAUGAACUUCCCUUCAUCCCAAUCGCCGGAAUCUCACUACUCUAAGUGAAAUUAUCCAAUUUCUACCUUCAAAGUGAAAAGUUCCCCUUUAUUCUCUCUCACCACAGGAGCCCUGAAGACUACCCACACCAAUGCACCAACUCUCUCUUAAAGCCAUCCUUAGAAAACGAUGGGCGGGGUUGUCCCCACUUCAGGAAACUCCAUCUUUUUUAGAAAGCAUCCCACAUGGCACCUUAAGGGUUAAUCUUUUGUUGCAGAGAAAGAGUAUCAAGUAGCUUUCCAAGAGGGGAUAACUCCCAGUUUAGAAACUGCCAUUUCUAAAAGGUAAGCCAAACACACAUUAGUUUACGCUGCUGCUUCCUAUAAAAGGAAUAACUCGCAGCUCCCAGCGUGUGCUUGUUAGGUUGCUUCUCUAUCUCUCUGCCUAUCUGUCAUCUAUAUAACAUCUGUAUCAGGGUGAGGACCGUUAAUCACAGUUAAGAAGAACCCCAGAACAUGACAGAUAUCCCUUUUACUAUAGAUCCGUUUUACAGUCACUCUCAAUUUAUAGUGUCACGUAAAUCAAAAGAGAAGUGUUUAUCUUAUCGUUCGGAGGCAUCCCUUCUCCUUCGAUGUCCUAGCCCCUCCCCCUGUGCCAGUUUCCAGCCCCUCAAAGAUGCUUUGUGCAAGAAAGUGCAAGUUCCCCAUUCUGGCUUUAUUGAUGUUCCCUUUUCCUCUCCUCCUGGCUCCCCCCCAAAGCAAGGGAACAGAGCAAAUGGCCCGGGUUCUCCCCCAACGCCUGACCUGCGUUUACUGGGAGGAGAGCGGGAGAGGGAGCACGCAUUCCGAGCAGGCUGCUGACUCCGACCACAGGCUGUUUCGUGCAGGCUGUCCCUCUCCUUCAAAACCGUGCAUCCCCUCCCCGAAGCAGCAGGCACUGUGCCUCCAUUCAGCCACAUUUGGUAUGCAUGAGCACGGCUGCAGGAAGAGGGGAGGUGGCUUUCUUAAGAAGGUUCAGUGGCUUAGGCAACGCCACUUGACUAGUCUCCCAAGUUCCAAGAAGCCUCUGCCCUAAUGGAAUUUGCAGGUGUGGAGAUGACCAUGGGAUGCCAGGGCCGUCGGGGACAGUUCAUUUUCUAGGCAUUGCUGAGGUUUGCAGUUUCUGGUUUUCCCGGUGGAAUUUGGAAGGGGUCAUGAAUCAAACUGAUGCUCCUCGACCCCUAAACUGGACCAUCCGGAAGCUGUGCCACGCAGCCUUUCUCCCAUCUGUCAGACUUCUUAAGGCUCAGAAAUCCUGGAUAGAAAGAGCAUUUUAUAAAAGAGAAUGUGUUCACAUCAUACCCAGCACCAAAGACCCCCAUAGGUGUUGCUGCGGGCGUCUAAUAGGUCAGCAUGUCGGCCUUACUCCCAGCAUCUCAGUUCUUCAGAAUGAGAAAAAUGAAAGUCGCAUCUCCCGAAAUGACAUCCAGUCUGAGAAGUGGUCCAUCAGCAAGCACACUCAACUCAGCCCGACAGAUGCUUUUGGGACCAUUGAGUUCCAAGGAGGCGGCCAUUCCAAUAAAGCCAUGUAUGUGCGGGUAUCUUUCGAUACAAAAGCUGAUCUCCUCCUACACCUGAUGACCAAGGAGUGGCAGCUGGAGCUUCCCAAGCUUCUCAUCUCUGUCCACGGGGGCCUGCAGAACUUUGAACUGCAGCCGAAGCUCAAGCAAGUCUUCGGGAAAGGCCUCAUCAAAGCGGCCAUGACAACUGGCGCGUGGAUAUUCACUGGAGGGGUUAACACAGGUGUUAUUCGUCACGUUGGAGACGCCUUAAAGGACCACGCAUCUAAGUCUCGGGGGAAGAUAUGUACCAUAGGUAUCGCCCCCUGGGGAAUUGUGGAAAACCAGGAGGACCUGAUUGGAAGAGACGUCGUCCGACCGUAUCAGACCAUGUCCAAUCCCAUGAGCAAGCUCACUGUUCUCAACAGCAUGCAUUCCCACUUCAUCCUGGCCGACAAUGGCACCACCGGCAAAUAUGGAGCAGAGGUGAAACUUAGGAGACAACUGGAAAAGCAUAUUUCACUCCAGAAGAUAAACACAAGAUGCCUGCCGUUUUUCUCUCUUGACUCCCGCUUGUUUUAUUCAUUUUGGGGUAGUUGCCAAUUAGACCCAAUUGGAAUCGGUCAAGGCGUUCCGGUGGUGGCGCUCAUUGUGGAAGGAGGACCCAACGUGAUCUCAAUUGUCUUGGAGUACCUUCGAGACACCCCUCCCGUGCCGGUUGUUGUCUGUGAUGGCAGUGGACGGGCAUCUGACAUCCUGGCAUUUGGGCAUAAAUAUUCAGAAGAAGGCGGACUUAUAAAUGAAUCUUUGAGGGACCAGCUGCUGGUGACCAUCCAGAAGACAUUCACAUACACUCGAACCCAGGCUCAGCAUCUCUUCAUCAUCCUCAUGGAGUGCAUGAAGAAGAAGGAAUUGAUUACGGUAUUUCGGAUGGGAUCAGAAGGACACCAAGACAUUGAUUUAGCUAUCCUGACAGCUUUGCUCAAAGGAGCCAAUGCCUCGGCCCCAGACCAACUGAGCUUAGCUUUAGCCUGGAACAGAGUCGACAUCGCUCGCAGCCAGAUCUUUAUUUAUGGGCAACAGUGGCCGGUGGGGUCUCUGGAGCAAGCCAUGUUGGAUGCCCUGGUUCUGGACAGAGUGGAUUUUGUGAAAUUACUGAUCGAGAAUGGAGUAAGCAUGCACCGUUUUCUCACCAUCUCCAGACUAGAGGAAUUGUACAAUACGAGACAUGGGCCCUCAAACACAUUGUACCACUUGGUCAGGGAUGUCAAAAAGGGGAACCUGCCCCCGGACUACAGAAUCAGCCUGAUCGACAUCGGCCUGGUGAUCGAGUACCUGAUGGGCGGCGCCUACCGCUGCAACUACACGCGCAAGCGCUUCCGGACGCUCUACCACAACCUCUUCGGCCCCAAGAGGCCCAAAGCCUUGAAGCUGCUGGGAAUGGAGGACGAUGUUCCCUUGAGGCGAGGAAGAAAGACAACCAAGAAGCGUGAAGAAGAGGUGGACAUUGACUUGGAUGACCCUGAGAUCAACCACUUCCCUUUCCCUUUCCACGAGCUGAUGGUAUGGGCCGUCCUGAUGAAGCGACAGAAGAUGGCCCUGUUCUUCUGGCAGCACGGCGAGGAGGCCAUGGCCAAGGCCCUGGUGGCCUGCAAGCUCUGUAAAGCCAUGGCGCACGAGGCUUCCGAGAAUGACAUGGUCGAUGACAUCUCCCAGGAGCUGAACCACAACUCCAGGGACUUUGGCCAGCUGGCCGUGGAGCUCCUGGACCAGUCCUACAAGCAGGACGAGCAGCUGGCCAUGAAACUGCUGACGUAUGAGCUAAAGAACUGGAGCAAUGCCACAUGCCUGCAGCUCGCUGUGGCUGCCAAGCACCGCGACUUCAUUGCACACACGUGCAGCCAGAUGUUGCUCACGGACAUGUGGAUGGGCCGGCUCCGCAUGCGCAAGAACUCAGGCCUCAAGGUAAUUCUGGGAAUUCUACUUCCUCCUUCAAUUCUCAGCUUGGAGUUCAAGAACAAAGACGACAUGCCCUAUAUGACUCAGGCCCAGGAAAUCCAUCUCCAAGAGAAGGAGCCAGAAGAACCGGAGAAGCCGACGAAGGAAAAAGAUGAAGAAGACAUGGAACUGACAGCAAUGUUGGGACGAAACAAUGGGGAAUCCUCCAGGAAGAAGGAUGAAGAGGAAGUUCAAAGCAGGCACCGGUUAAUCCCCCUGGGCAGAAAAAUCUAUGAAUUCUACAAUGCACCCAUCGUGAAGUUCUGGUUCUACACUCUGGCAUACAUCGGAUACCUGAUGCUCUUCAACUAUAUCGUGUUGGUGAAGAUGGAGCGCUGGCCUUCCACCCAGGAAUGGAUCGUCAUUUCCUAUAUUUUCACCUUGGGAAUAGAAAAGAUGAGAGAGAUUCUGAUGUCAGAGCCAGGGAAGUUGCUGCAGAAAGUGAAGGUGUGGCUGCAGGAAUACUGGAACGUCACAGACCUCAUAGCCAUCCUUCUGUUCUCUGUUGGAAUGAUCCUUCGUCUCCAAGACCAGCCCUUCAGGAGUGAUGGAAGGGUUAUCUAUUGUGUGAACAUCAUUUACUGGUACAUCCGUCUGUUAGACAUCUUCGGCGUGAACAAGUAUUUGGGCCCAUAUGUAAUGAUGAUUGGAAAAAUGAUGAUAGAUAUGAUGUACUUUGUCAUCAUUAUGCUGGUGGUGCUGAUGAGUUUUGGGGUCGCCAGGCAAGCCAUUCUCUUUCCCAAUGAGGAGCCAUCAUGGAAAUUGGCCAAGAACAUCUUCUACAUGCCCUAUUGGAUGAUUUAUGGGGAAGUGUUUGCGGACCAGAUAGACCCUCCCUGUGGACAGAAUGAGACCCGAGAGGAUGGCAAAAUAAUCCAGUUGCCUCCCUGCAAGACAGGAGCCUGGAUCGUGCCAGCCAUCAUGGCCUGCUACCUUUUAGUGGCAAACAUCCUGCUGGUCAACCUCCUCAUCGCUGUCUUUAACAAUACCUUUUUUGAGGUAAAAUCAAUAUCCAACCAAGUGUGGAAGUUUCAGAGGUAUCAGCUCAUCAUGACUUUCCAUGAAAGGCCAGUUCUGCCCCCACCUCUGAUCAUCUUCAGCCACAUGACCAUGAUAUUCCAGCACCUGUGUUGCCGAUGGAGGAAACACGAGAGCGACCCAGACGAAAGGGACUAUGGCCUGAAACUCUUCAUAACUGAUGACGAGCUCAAGAAAGUACAUGAUUUCGAAGAGCAGUGCAUCGAGGAAUAUUUCAGAGAAAAGGAUGAUCGGUUCAAUUCAUCCAAUGAUGAGAGGAUACGGGUGACUUCAGAAAGGGUGGAGAACAUGUCCAUGCGGCUGGAGGAAGUCAACGAGAGAGAGCACUGCAUGAAGGCUUCGCUCCAGACCGUGGACAUCCGGCUGGCACAGCUCGAGGACCUCAUCGGGCGCAUGGCCACAGCCCUGGAGCGCCUGGCAGGUCUGGAGCGGGCCGAGUCCAACAAAAUCCGCUCGCGGACCUCCUCGGACUGCACAGACGCAGCCUACAUCGUCCGCCAGAGCAGCUUCAACAGCCAGGAGGGCAACACCUUCAAGCUCCAAGAGAGUAUAGACCCUGCAGGUGAGGAGACCAUGUCCCCAACUUCUCCAACCCUAAUGCCCCGUAUGCGAAGCCAUUCUUUCUAUUCAGUCAAUGUGAAAGACAAAGGUGGUAUAGAAAAGUUGGAAAGUCUUUUGAAAGAAAGGUCCCUGAGCCUACACCGUGCUACUAGUUCCCACUCUGUAGCAAAAGAAUGCAAAGCUCCUGCAGCCCCUGCAAACACCCUGGCCAUUGUUCCUGAUUCCAGAAGACCAUCUUCAUGCAUAGACAUCUACGUGUCUGCCAUGGAUGAGCUCCACUGUGAUAUAGACCCUCUGGACAAUUCCAUGAACAUCCUUGGGCUGGGCGAGCCAAGCUUUUCGGCUCCAGUACCUUCCACAGCCACUUCAAGCAGUGCCUAUGCAACUCUUGCGCCCACAGACAGACCUCCAAGCCGGAGCAUUGAUUUUGAGGACAUUACCUCCAUGGACACUAGGUCUUUUUCUUCAGACUAUACCCACCUCCCAGAAUGCCAAAACCCCUGGGACACUGACCCUCCAAUGUACCACACCAUCGAGCGUUCCAAAAGUAGCCGCUACCUAGCCACCACACCCUUUCUUCUAGAAGAGGCCCCCAUUGUGAAAUCUCAUAGCUUUAUGUUUUCUCCUUCGAGGAGCUAUUACGCCAACUUUGGGGUGCCUGUGAAAACAGCAGAAUACACAAGUAUUACAGACUGUAUUGACACAAGGUGUGUCAAUGCCCCUCAAGCAAUUGCCGACAGGGCCACCUUACCUGGAGGUCUUGGAGGCAAAGUGGAGGACUCAUCUUGCUGCCAUCCUGAGCGAGAAGCAGAACUGAGUCACCCCAGCUCUGACAGUGAGGAGAAUGAGGCCAAAGGCCGGAGAGCUACCAUUGCGAUACCCUCCCAAGAGAGCGAUAACUCAGACAGAACCCUGUCCAACAACAUCACUGUUCCCAAGAUGGAGCGCGCCAACAGCUACUCAGCGGAGGAGCCAAGCGCACCAUAUGCACACACCAGGAAGAGCUUCUCCAUCAGUGACAAACUCGACAGGCAGCGGAACACAGCAAGCCUGCGAAAUCCCUUCCAGAAGAGUAAGUCCUCCAAGCCGGAGGGCCGAGGGGACAGCCUGUCCAUGAGGAGACUGUCCAGAAUGUCUGCUUUCCACAGCUUUGAAAGCAAGCACAACUAAACCUUCGUAGUAAGCGUUGCAGGAGGCUCAAGAAGCCAGCCCUAAAAUUCUCCCCGAACUCCACCUGUUCCCCUUCCUUGAAACAUACCUGCUUUAUUCUUAGCUGAGCAAAAUAAUCAAUGCCUUGGGAGGUGUUAACUCAAAAGUGACUUCUGGGCCACAGAUCAAGAAAGCAUUUGAUCUGGCCCAGUGCCAAACACGGGCGAUGUAAGUCAUGUUCACACUUGAUGGGCAGGGAGGGGAAAGAGAGGCUGAAGAGGGCUGAGAUGAAUGUGUAUCACUAGUCACUUCAGAAAGCCAUGAGCUCUGGGAAUGAAGGGGCUUCAAGCACUCUCCAUGCCAGGACGCGUCUUUCGAUUUCUGACCAUUAUCAAGAGUUUUAGGAUGCAGGGCUAAAUUGCAAAAUAAAAUAAAAUAAAGUAGCCAGCAUACAAAUGAGAUAUUCUAAACUUCAAUUCUGUUUUCUUUUCACAUUGGCUCCAUCACUGGUGACUGAUGAAGAGCAUCCUUUUUAUUCAGUAUAAGCCGGCAGCAAGCGGUUCUACCUAACGUUCCACAUCCUUCUCAUGCCAACACUUCUGUAAUUGAUCAUUAUAAAGAAAAAACAAGGUAACAGUCAUAGUUCACCUGUCUCUUAUAUAUUCACUUCUGGUGCCACAACUGUUUAUCAUUUUUGAAGAAAAUAAAGGGAAAAGAAAUGCCUUCUUGUAUUGCAAUCAAAAUGAAAGAAGAAUUGAUGUUAAAAACAAAUGUCAGGUGGUUUGUUAUAUACAGUGGGCAUUCAAGUAUAGUCGAGCAAGCUCAGGAUGAAUGUAAUUAAAUAAUUUUAUAUUUUUUAAUUUAUUUUGUAUCUCACCUGUCAUCAACGAAGUCACUCACUGAAUAUGUAAUAGUGAACUAAAAAAAUAAUAGUAGGCAGAACUUACCUAAAAUUGCUAUAUGGGAUACAGUUAUAUUUUUACCACUCAUGUCAUGUGUAUGCUGCUGUGUGACCUUCAUCAUUUGCAUGACUCCACCAUGUCUUCUCAACAUCUCCCAGAUGUAACUGCCAACUUUUCAUACCACUCAUCACAUGACCAUUUUGUAUAUGAAUAUCUGGUUACAUGUGGAUAUUUUCAUACCUAGAGUUUUGCCAUUUAAUCCGAGCUCGGCAUCAAUUUAAUUGGAAUUUUUCAAGGGCUGGUAUCUUUUUUAUGGAAAUGUUCCAAAGUACUUUUUAAGGAAGUUUCAAAACCAUAAAUAAGCUUAGAAUUGACUGGGAGUUUGGUAUCAACCCAAAGCCAUCAGUUGCAGGCAUACUAUGAAUAUUUUUCUUACAUAUAGAGCUAUAAAAAAGAUACAGUAGACUAAAAUAGAGAGCAAAUAAACCAUAUAAAGAGUUCUAUAGUAUAUGCUGUUUAUAUACAUAUAUAUGAAUUUACACAGAGAGACAUGUUUAUAUAUAGUAUCUAAACAGACAUAUAGCACUUUCUUAAGAGGCUUGGACUUUUCUAUCACAUUAAGGUGUAACCAGGACUUUUUAAUAUCCAAGGAGAUCCAUUGAAAGAGUUCAUUAUAUUAUAUUUUGACAGAUGUUGAAAUUAUGAUUUUUAAAGUCUCUAUGACCUUAACUUUUCCUCAUACCAAACUAGAGUUGCCAAAAUGACUAGCUACCUGCCCUCGGCCUCUCUUUUUGUCUGGAAGCACUCAAUCUCAAGACAUCUCAUUUAGUCUAGUUUCUCCUGCACAAAGGGAUCACAGCAAGUGCAAUAUGAAUAGACAUGCAAUUCUAAACCAGAUAGGAUUACAGACUCCAGAAUAUAGGCAUGUGCUUCUAGAUCAGAAUCUGGAUUUGAAGUGGGGUAAAGAAAUCUUGACCUUCAAAUCUUCGGAUUCCUAUUUGGAUCACUGAUUUAAAAGAGAUUAAAAUCUUUAACAAAAAUGACUUAAUGUUCUUGGCCCAAAAUACAACCUGGUUCUUUUGUUUAGUAGUAGCUGUGAACUCCAAUUUUCUCAUUCUAUGAAGUCAAGUAACUACGUGGACAAAACCUCUAGUCCUUAAAUAUUUCAAAAAAAAAAAAAUGCCCUGCUGAACAAGCUUUUGGGAUGUAGAAAUAGUGAUGAGGCCACAAACAAAGAAUUAAAAAAUUCUCUUUUUACUCCUUGGUAUUUAGGUGAAUCAGAAACAAGCAACCAAGAGUCCCUCAUAUGUAAUUGCUCUAGAAACACUUACCUUUUUAUUGAGCACCGCAUUGGCUAUUUCCCCCUCAGCCAACAUGCAUUUGGUGUGAGAAUAAAUCAUUUGCCCUUAAACUUCCUUGAGUCAUGAAUUUCUAUAAGAAUCGGAUUAAAGCUCUGAGCCCUCUCCCCAGAAAAACAUGUACACACAUGCAUAGCUGCAAUAUAACUUUAAAGAGUUCGUGUCCCCUGGUUCCGUAUUGAUUGAUAGUGAGAAAGGGGAACAUGUUUGUUCAUAAUCAACACUGUUGUAAUAGGCACUUUACAUUUUGAGACCAUUUCUCUGUGAUUCUCAGGAAGGCCAAGUCUCAGCACCAGAGUUUGAACCAAGAUUUUGUUAUUUUCGUCCCUUAGAUUAGAUUUUGCUAGUUUGAUGGAUUUACAUCCUGACAUUUUGAUGAUUUUGAGUAUAGAGCACACUCUCAAGGCCAGGAGGCUCUCUGAGGUAGUCUGUAGAUGAAUCCAAGAAGGAGGUGAAACCAAGUUCUCUGACCACAGAGCAGGACAUCACAGCACCUCCAGGGCCUCAUUCUGGACCAGAUUGAAACCCGGGGAAAAAAAUUAUGAGCAUGAGUGUUUCUAUUCAUCAUGAUUUCUGGAGAGAAGAGAACAGGACCUGGGAAACAAAGUACUUAACAGUCCUGACCUUGUGACUACCUGGUUCUUUUGUUGUGCGUGAAAAUGAAGCUCUUCACAUCUUUUGUGAAGUGUGUGAACUGUCUAAGCCAAAUUUAAAUGACUUUAAACACAAACUGUGUAACUUUCAUGAGCCGUUUCUUUCCUGUGCACAUACAUGUGUGUUAUGUUUCAAUCCAUUUCUUUCCAUUUCUAAUUCUCUGCACACCGAUGUGGCAUCGAUUCUGUGGCCUUGUCCAGUCAGCUUGUGUUCAGCUCAUUUAUUGCACCAUGUCCCUGAUGGAGGGGACGUUAAUUACCUGUCUCUGUGAAUUAAGCAGCUCAUGAGCGGCAAGUUAUUGAGGAGCGUAAAUAAAGUCAUAGCGAGCUCAAGGAAGUAAUGGCUUUGGUUUAAUCAUCUGCAUCUGAGGUGCCAAUUUUUAUAUACUACUCUAUGUAAUGAUUUGUUCUAAAUUGCCUGGCCCUUUUGAAAAAGAGUGAAGGAUGUUUUAUGAAAAUGACCAUGGAAAUUUCCUGAUUAACCAACAUAGUUUAUAUUUAUAGUUAGACACUCCCUCCUUGACGAAUUUGAAUGAGCAGCUGGAAAGCUUGGGUAUAAUUGUCAUGGCUGGUUGGUGUAUUGUUCUAAGCCAAAAGGUGUAUUAGCAUCAGAAUGCAGCACUUUACAGAAGUGGAUUUUUUUUAAGUCUAAGCUUCCAGGUCUAGGAUAUUAUUUAGCACUUUGAAAUUUCCCCCUUUAAAAUAUACAUGUAAGAAUAAUCAAAUGGGAAAAAUGUACUUGUAAAAACACAAAAUGUGUUUCUUCUGAAUGUUUCAAAUGUUGUCUACAAGAUGGUUUCUAUAGAUAAUAUUAUGGUAGAUAACUGGAUAGUACAUCGAUUCCACUUUCUGAGGCUCUUCAGUCUAAUCUUCCUGAAUGUUUGGGCUGCUUAACUUCUUUAAUGAUAAUAAAUAUUAUCCAGUCAUCCAUCACGCUAUCUCUCUAGGCUGCACCAUUCAACGUGUUGGGCAACACUGUAUUAUCAAACACACAUAAACAUAUAUGUAACCGUAUUUAACCCAGCGUAGUUGUAGCAUGUGGUUGUGUUAAUGAACGUUACAGGACAGCUUUAUAAUCACUUACAAAUCUGUAACAUUCAAUAAAGAAGCACAUGUUGCAAGGAUUAAUUAUGUUCCCAAUUCCAUGUUAUUUAGCAUCCUCGUGAAAUGGGCACUUUUGUUCCUGAUCUGCUCGGAGUUUUCCACACUCCUGCAGAACACUGUAAAAUAUUUGUAUAAGCUGAUGUCCAUCCUCUAACCAGCCCUGCGAGCUGUGGUGGGCAAGUUGUGAAUUUGGGAAAGACGAACUGGCAUGUUAUGCAAAAGACUAUAUGACAAAUGAACUUAAAAUAAUAUUUUAAACUCCAUUUGAAUUAGCUGUUUGUUUACAUCUGCUGACCCCAUGUGGAAGCAGUGUACAGUAUUUUAUAAAUAUGUUCAUUUAGUAACACUAAUAUGUUUGUUUCUAGAUAAAGUGAUGUUAGUGUGUAGGUGGUUAUAUACUUGUUCUAGAUAUUGCAUUGUAACUCACUAUUCUUUAACAAUAGCAAUGUGACUUAAAUGAAGAAAUCUUUCUCCGAAUCCAGUCUUAAUUUCGUGGCAACAAAAUGCAUGCACUGCUUUAUGCGUUUCUUUUGACUUUUUAAAGGCACUCGACAUUGUCCUAUUGCCUGCUGUGACACUUAAACCAGUUAGGAACUCACUCACCUUGAUGGACUUCUUAUACUGUUUGGGAAUUAUGUUCAGUUUUUUUAAAAAUUAAAAACAAAAAAGUAACCAAGGUUUUUUUUUUACUUCUUUUUAAGCUCUGAACAAAUAACAUGAGAUAAAGUAUUAACCACAGGGCAUGUAGCUAUGGGACCCAGAGAUGGCUAGCCAACACCACUUGGGUUUACCAAGGUCUAGGUGUUGGUGCAUCUGUGAUAUAUGAAACACACGUUUCUGAUUCUUUAGGGCCAAUGGAUACAAAUUGCUAAACCAGAGACGAGAGUGAGAAGUCCAUUUGUGACAGUACAGAAAUGCACAGAUUAUUAUGAAUGAGUGGUCCAAUGAUAUGACAUGUGACCACCCUCCUACCUUGUGGCUUACGAGUGAGUCUGGCCUGGGGGAGGGCAAGAGAUGGGUGACUGUGUGUCUGAUUGAGCACUGGGUGACUCUGAAGGGUUUGCCCUUUAAAGAAAUCACCAUUUCAUUAUUAGAAGCCAUUCAACAUCUGAAAAGAGAGGAGCCAAUUUGCACAGUCUUUUAAAUGACUGCUCCUCAAAUGAGUGGAGAAAACGUUUCUCUCAGCCUGCAAUGGCCUAAGCUGUCUCUUCUUUUUACAAGUCAAACCUUCUUUGUCAGAUUGGAGUCAACCAAAGGAGUGGUGGUUCUGAUUUAAGGAAAACACGAUUUUUUUCUCUUCUUUUUUAAUUCAUUUGAGAAGGUAGUGGUGUUACCUCUUCUCUGAUGAAUUCCUUGCACUGCUCACUGCUAGUGAAAUCAAGACACAGCAACUUCUACACAGCAUCUGAGAGAGGAUUCAGUGGUCAAGUAAUCCAGAGGGCAAUAAGAGUGAGGUGAAUUUUCCCUCCCCUGACUUAGUCUACUGGCUCCCUUAACCCUUCAGGCCAUUGCCUAUUUGCACAAUGUUUGUGUGCUGGAAAGUGAAAAGGAUAUGUAUGACCAGAAGACCAUAGGCUUUCUGAAGAGCGUCAAUGCUAACCUUGACCCAGGCCAUCCUCUAGAACAGGCAGGCCACUGAGAGCCGUGGGACGCAGAGAGAAGUUCAGCCUCAUGCCUGGAUGUGCAUGUGGCCUUCUUCACCCCCUUGACUUUCUUCCUUUCUCUUACCCAGCACAAGAUGCUUUUUUGCCAGGCCAACAGACCCUGGCUCCCAAUACCUCAGUACCCCAUGGACCCUGGCCCAGUAAGCUGAAACAGUGGUUACUUGGAAAAAGCCCUAAUCUUCCCACUAACUUAGCCUCCUCCCCUUAACUCUACCCCAUGCUCCUGACUUGGCUGGUGUUUGCAUCAGAUUCAUCCAAUUCUUUGCCUGUCUGAAUCCCAAAAGAGUCCCCCACAUCAGACCCAGCCAUGUGCAUCCAGAUUGUGGGGUUGUAAACUCAAAUUUGUGGAGGGGCAGGAUCCAGAACACAAAAGUGUCAGUUGGACUGGUGAAAGACGACAGGAAGAGGCAAGGUUUGUAGGGCAUGAGAGAACGCACAUCCCGCUACUAAGACAUUCACAUUCAGAUUUGCAAACACUGUCCUAGCCAAACAGAUGUGUCUGCCAGCAGCAGUCAGUCCCAACAGCAACAGUUGGGGACCUGAUUUAGAGCCAAUCAGGAUCAUAUUCUUGAUUCCGACUUAGUGAUUGUAUACAAGAAAUACACUGAAAACUGAGGGAGGGGGAAAGGAACUCACCCUAUUCAGGGUUAUUGCUGUUCUCUCGAAUGAUAUAUGCACGUGUAUUUGCUAGCCGCAUCAUUCUGGACCCAAACGCAGGAUCUUUGUGAGGGUGAUUCACAAGAAGAGUACCAUAGCAUUGUAUCAAGGCUUAUCUGCUUUCUGUCACUACAGCGUCUGACUUGAGUUUAUAUUGCUGCUCCUGCUGUGCAAAACAGUGUGUGCAGUGUACUGUACUCAGCCAUUUCAUAAUAUAGAACUUAGACUCUCAUUUGUAAACAUUCUAACCAUAGUUUAUAAUGGGGGAAAUUAUUCAAAUAUCAUUUUUAAAUGAAUUCCUAUACAUAACAACAAUUUUGAAAUUGGGUUCGUUAAAUAUGUAUACAUCUUUUUCUUCUUUGUGUAUGGAUAGACACUGGUUUGCAUAUCUAUUGACAUUAUAAAUAUAUAUAAAUCCUUAGAGGAAUUGUUCUUUUUUAAAGGUCUAUUAUUGGAUUCAUGAUGCACUUCGAGCUUGUUUGUUUAGAUAUAUAAUUCGAAGCAGAAGCUGGCAGAUACCACGGGAAAAACUUUCUGAAAUUUCUGUAACAAAUGUUUUGCAAUAAAAAAAAAAAAAAAAACACCUCAGUAGUU
Molecule: messenger RNA, 26304 nt
Organism: Equus caballus (horse)
Lineage: Eukaryota; Metazoa; Chordata; Mammalia; Perissodactyla; Equidae
Gene: TRPM3
Product: transient receptor potential cation channel subfamily M member 3
Biological process (GO): metal ion transport; protein tetramerization; monoatomic cation transmembrane transport
Cellular component (GO): plasma membrane
Molecular function (GO): monoatomic cation channel activity
Source: RefSeq, a predicted model, not a curated record